This is a messenger RNA of Anguilla anguilla (European eel), 4307 nucleotides long. It is a transcript of the gene trpm4a, whose product is annotated as transient receptor potential cation channel, subfamily M, member 4a. The record is from RefSeq and is a predicted model, not a curated record. Gene Ontology annotation, biological process: calcium ion transmembrane transport. NCBI's taxonomy places the organism in Eukaryota, Metazoa, Chordata, Actinopteri, Anguilliformes, Anguillidae. Bases 256 to 4050 code for a protein of 1264 amino acids. Gene Ontology annotation, molecular function: calcium-activated cation channel activity; ligand-gated calcium channel activity. The transcript is spliced from 29 exons. Gene Ontology annotation, cellular component: membrane.
CAGUGCGUGUUCCGUAUAGCCAACAGAACUUCACAGCAACUUCGUAUAUACUUCCCACUGGAUUCCCACACCGGACAGCGUGUAGGCGGGGCGAACGGUACCCUAAGCGGCUUUUCUGAGUCGACUUUUCACCGAAGUCUAUGGUUUGUGAUUUGACGUAGAAUUAAAAUCUUCGCACGCAACUUUCCGAUCACCAACAUCACCUCGAUCUGCACAGAACAUACCAGAACAUACACACCAACAGAAGGAGAGAAAAUGAAGGAAACGGAGGUAGAGAAAGAAGGAAAAGGGGGGCGAGCUGCAACGAGUAAAACCGAAAAAGACCAGAGCUGGAUACCCAAGAUUAUCAAAAAGAGGGUGUGCACAACAUUUGUUGAAGAUUCCUUCAGUAAUGGCGCUCUGUGCCAGUGCGGGGGCGUGCGGGAGAUGCACGGCUCUGUCGCCAUGGGGGACUUUUUCGGGGCAGCCAUCGUGAGCCAAUGGGAGAGCGGCCAGCACUCUUCAGAGUACCCCACAGACGCCUUCGGAGAGCUGGAGUUCGCUGGCGCAGGGAAGAGACACAGCUACUUCCUGCGCCUGUCCUGUGACACCCCCCCGGAGAUAGUGUACACCCUGAUGACUGCCCACUGGGGGGUGCCCGCGCCCAACCUGGUGGUGUCGGUGGUGGGGGGGGAGGGCAGGGACAAGGUGAAGCCCUGGGUUCGAGAGGUGCUGAGACAGGGGCUUGUCAGGGCCGCACAGAGAACAGGUGCAUGGAUUUUGACGGGAGGGCUGCGGGAGGGGGUGGGGAGGUGUGUGGGAGAAGCCGUGAGAGACCACAGCACCGCCGCCUCCUCUUUCUCCCAAACCAAAGUCGUUGCCUUGGGAAUCGCCCCCUGGGGCCUUGUGCAUAACAGACAACAGCUGGUGAACCCUCAGGGAAGCUUUCCAGCCAGGUAUUACGUACAGAACACCUCCCGCGACACCUGCUGUUUGGACAACAACUACCAGGCCUUCCUCCUGGUGGACGACGGCACCGUGGGGCGGAAGGGGGGCGAGACGGGGUUCAGAGCCAGCCUGGAGGACUUCAUCUCCCACCAGAGGACCGGGAUCUGGGGCAAAUUCAUUUCAGCUGGCAGUGGCAGUAUUGAGAUCCCUGUUCUCUGCAUGCUGGUUGCAGGGAAUGAGUCCAUGCUGAAGCGAGUGGACCUCUCUCUGCAGAAGGCCACGCCCUGGCUGGUGCUGGGCGGGUCCGGGGGGGUGGCCGACCUCAUCACGGAGGUUCUAGGGGACCUCUCCACCCUGCCCCUCGCCUCGCCCCCCGCUGAAGGGGAGGGGGAGGGCUCCAGCUCGGAGCUGAAGGAGAGGGUGCGGGAGAGGGUGAGGAGGUUCUUUCCCUCCGUGCCUGAGAAGGAGAUCGAGAACAUGACCGAGCAGGCACUCAGUAUCUACCAGAAUAGAGACCUGAUCACCAUCUACCACGGAGAGCAGGAGGGUCCGGAUGACUUUGACACCGUACUGCUCAAAGCCCUGGUCAGAGCCAGUAAGAGGGUGUCCAACAGUGCCAGCGAGUACACAGAGGAGCUGAAGCUGGCCGUGGCAUGGAACAGAGUGGACAUCGCCAAGAGCGAGCUCUUCAACGGCGACAUUCAGUGGCGGUACGAGGACCUGGAGGACUCCAUGACGGACGCCCUGGUGAACGACAAGCCGCAGUUCGUGCGCCUCUUCACGGAGAACGGCCUGAACAUCCUGGACUACCUGACGUACCGGCGGCUGGAGGGGCUGUACCGCUCGCUGUCGGACAGCGCGCUGGCCUACUCGCUGCUGCAGCGGCGGCUGAGCGAGCGGCAGGGCCUCUCCGGCUCCCUGCCCUCCGUCCCCGCGCAGCUGCCCCCCGCCAUCUCCCUCAAGGCCCCCGAGAGCCCCCUGCUGGGCUCCAGCUCCGUCAGAGAGCUCAGUCUGUACGAGGUGUCUCGCCUGUUAUGGGACAUCCUGGGGGACGUCUGCCAGCCCUUCUACUACGGUCCUCUGGGCCUGGACCAGUCCACCAGCACCAGGAAAGCCCUCAAGACGGUGAAUAAGCUGUUGAUAGGUGACUGCCCGUACCGGGACCAGCGCUGUCUCUCUCCCUGGGCCUCCCUCUUCAUCUGGGCCAUCCUGCAGAACCGCAGUGACAUGGCCAUCUACUUCUGGGAGAUGGGGGGAGAGUCUGUGCUCAGUGCUCUCAGUGGCUGUAAAAUAUUGAGGGAGCUCUCCAGGCUGGAGGUGGAGAAUGAGACCAAGCAGUCCAUGAAGGAGCUGGCACAGAGGUUCGAGAACCUGGCCCACGAUGUGUUCAGUGAGUGCUACCAGAGCAGCGAGUCCCGCUCCUUCACGCUGCUGAUCAGGAAGUCCCCGGUGUGGGGCGAGGCCACCUGUAUGCAGAUGGCCAUGGCGGCCGACGCCCGCCGCUUCUUCAGCCACGACGGCGUGCAGUCUCUGCUGUCUCAGAUCUGGUGGGGAGACAUGGAGAGGAGCACGGAGGUGUGGAAACUCCUCGUUUGCUUUUUCAUACCUCCUCUCAUCUACACCGACCUCAUCUCCUUCAGGGGUCAAGAGGACGAGGGAAAGACCAGUGACGUCCCCCAGGCCCGAGAGACCGACAGCCUGGACGGAGGGGAGACCAUCCUCUCCCUCGCUGACAUCAUGCAAACUGAGGAAGACGCUGAAGAAUACAAUGCACUGAGGUCCAGAGCUAAAGGCUCCUCCCCCUCAAACAUCAAACGCCCGUUCGUGCUUCGCCGAUGGAGAGAGUUCUGGUUCGCGCCGGUCACUUCCUUUCUGGGAAACGUGCUGAUGUACUUCCUCUUCCUGCUCCUGUUCGCCUACGUGUUACUGGUGGACUUCCAACCGCCGCCGCCUCAGGGCCCCGCCCCCACAGAGGUGGUGCUCUACUUCUGGGUCUUCACCCUCGUCCUCGAGGAGAUCCGGCAGACCUUCUUCGUGGGCAGCACCACAGUGGUCCAGCGGAUGAGGCAGUACAUCCAGGACAUAUGGAACAAGUGUGACCUCACCGCCAUUAUUCUCUUCACCUUUGGCCUGUGCUGCAGAAUGUUCCCGUGGUCCUAUUGGUUCGGUCGAGCCGUCCUCUGCAUCGACUUCAUGGUUUUCACCCUGAGGCUCAUUCACAUAUUUGCCGUUCACAAGCAGCUGGGGCCCAAGAUCAUCAUAGUGGGCAAGAUGAUGAAGGAUGCAUUCUUCUUCCUGUUCUUCCUGGCCGUGUGGCUGAUGGCAUAUGGAGUGGCCAAUCAGGCGCUGCUGUAUGCCUAUGAUCCCCGCAUUGAUUGGAUCCUGCGGAGGGUGUUCUACCGGCCUUAUCUUCACAUAUUUGGGCAAAUCCCCCUAGAGGACUUAGACGCGGCCAAGGUGGAGGGCGAGGUGAACUGCACAUAUGACCGAGCGCUGAUUGAUGAAGGAGCUGAGCCCUGCAUGGACACGUCCCUCAACUGGCUGGUCAUCGUCCUCCUGGUGGUCUACCUGCUGGUCACCAACAUCCUGCUGCUUAACCUGCUCAUCGCCAUGUUCAGUUACACGUUCUCCAAAGUCCAGGAGCACAGCGACACCCACUGGAAGUUCCAACGCUACAACCUGAUUGUGGAGUACCACUCGCGCCCCUGCCUCGCCCCCCCCUUCAUCAUCCUCUCUCACCUCCACCUCUUCGUCAAGAGGUUCAUCCGCAAGGUCCCCUCCGAAAAGAUCCGCCAUUUCGUGCUGGAGCUUAGGGGGCGGAAGGCCAGCCGGCUGAUGACGUGGGAAUCCAUCCAGAAGGAGAACCUCCUGACCGCCCAGCACAAGAGACAGAGAGACUGCGACUCUGAGAGACUCAAACGCACCUCUGUCAAGGUGGACAGUGUACUGAAGCAGAUGGCUGAGAUUCGAGACCAUGAUCGAAGGCUGAGAUUGGUAGAAGCAGAUUUGGAGUAUUGUGCCAGCGCCCUCUCCUGGAUGGUGGAGGCAUUCUCUCAGAGUAACCUGAUCAAACCCACUCGCCCUCCUCCCACACCCAAAGAACUGGUCUUGUCUUCUGCAUAGAGUCUGCCUCGACGGAGGCCGGCGUGAACAGCGCAGAAUAAAGAGGGAGGAGGGUGUGCAUCAUUUCAGCUUUAUUUUAAAUUGAUUUUAAAUGCGAGCGUAAAUCAGCCAACUGUUUUUAUUGACCUUUUAAAUGGACCUUUUACUUCGUUAUUUGCUUGUUUGUACUGUUUGUCUCCUACUGACUGUGGGACACACACACACUCUCUCACACACAGACACACACUCACACACACACACACACACACACUCACACA